Messenger RNA from Trichoderma gamsii, 1854 nucleotides. RefSeq lists its product as hypothetical. Gene Ontology annotation, biological process: regulation of DNA-templated transcription. Bases 1 to 1854 code for a protein of 617 amino acids. NCBI's taxonomy places the organism in Eukaryota, Fungi, Ascomycota, Sordariomycetes, Hypocreales, Hypocreaceae. The record is from RefSeq and is a predicted model, not a curated record. The transcript is spliced from 5 exons. Gene Ontology annotation, molecular function: zinc ion binding; DNA-binding transcription factor activity, RNA polymerase II-specific.
AUGGUCUAUCAAGGCAAGCCCUCUAGGGGCUGUCAGAUGUGCCGUACGCGCCGCAUCAAGUGUGACGAGACAAAGCCUACAUGUAAGCAGUGUGCCAAGUCUCGCCGGCAGUGCCCCGGAUACAGAGAUGAGUUCGACUUAGUGUUUCGUAACGAGACUCAGGCAACAGAGAAGAGAGCUCAGCGCGCCUCGAAAAAAGCCUUGGCCCAGAGGAUGAGCAAGUUCUCCGCUGCUUCCUCGUCAGAAUCACCCUCUCCAAACGAGACGUUCUCAGCACCCUCCUCCUUUAGCACCGCCGAGCAUCUGGCUUCACUAGCCUCGCAUGGCCGAAAGAAUCAGCAGACGCCCUGGACCGGUCUGUAUGCCCUUCUGCAGAAACCCCAGAUGGACCUGGAGGGCCAAGCGAGCUGUCAUUUCCUGUCCAACUACGUCCUCAUUCCUCGAGGGGGAAACGGCCGCGGGUUUCUCGAGUACAUUGUGCCACUGCUGAGAGCAGAAGACGUUGCUCCUCAGUUUAAAGCUGCAUUCGAUGCCUGUGCGAUGGCUAGCUUUGCCAAUUCUCAGGGCAACCAGCAUCUUGUUGAACGUGCUCUGCGCACUCAUUCCAAGGCUUUGGGGGCUAUCAACGUGGCAUUGAAUAAUCCAGACACUAUCAAGCAGGACUCUACCUUGGCGGCAAUUCUCCUGCUGGGACUUUUUGAAAACAUUACAACACGAAAUCUUGGCAUGUUGGCUUGGGGCCCUCACAUCCGGGCGGCGAUCCAGCUUGUUAGGAAACGAGGCCGCAAACAACUGCGGACCAAAAUCGGCGUGGCAUUAUUCAUAGCUGUGCGAACUCAAAUGAUUGUCCACACGCUCAGCACCGCCAAGCCCCCUCUGAUGCAAUCAGAGUGGUGGGUUAAUUCAGAUGCGAUACGAGACCCCCUUGCCUCCCAGUGCCAGAAACUCAGUCUCCGUGCGGGUGAAAUCAGAGCGGAAGUCAAUCGACUCAUGAGCCAACUGCCUCGGAACAUGGAGAGCGUCGAGGCUAUCCGAGAUAUGAUCAGGCAAUCCCAGGAGGUGGAUUUUGAGUGCGUUCGCUGGGCAGAGUCGCUGCCGGAGAAUUUCAGGUAUCGGACGAUCCUCUGGCAGGACGAUAUCCCCGAUGCAGACUAUUCUCAGCUAGAGGUGUUCCCAGGCCGCGUCGACGCUUACCCAGAUUUAUGGGUAGCCAGCCUAUGGAGCACGAUGCGAGUGUCUCGAAUCAUCUUGGCAUCUCUCGUCAUCCGAUGCGCAGCCUGGGUUUGCUCGCCGGUUGACUACCGUACGGCGCCAGAGUAUGCCACAGCGAGGAGGAUAUGCGCAGAUAGCAUUACGGAUAUAAUAGCAUCAGUACCCUAUCAGCUCGGGUGGUUUUCGACGCGCAAGCAUCUAUUCAACCAGCAAGAAAGCCUUGUUGCAUUCGCCUGCGGAGACGAGGAUAGCUCAAAAAGCCUCGCCGGAUACUUUUUGACAUGGCCAUUGGCCUGCAUCCAAGGUCAAGACUACACAACUGAUGCUCAGAGGACCUGGGCCCGGGGACGGCUCACUUACAUUGGGAGAGAGCUAGGUGUAGCCUAUGCUCUGAUGCUGACUCAGCUCAACUAUCGAACUCCUUCCAUGCUUAUCAGGAUGGACGGCUUGAUGGCCACCAACACUUCCCCCAACGUCGAGAAGCUCCUCUCCAUGAAAGUCGCGAAGCCGUCUACAAUCAUGUCCGCAAACCCUAUGCCACAGCAGUUCUUCAGACAGAACUUCCAGGGCCAGCCAACCGUACUGCUGCCGCAGCAUACAGUUAUAUCCACAUACGAUGAUACGAGUCCAGAGGGUGACUGA